Messenger RNA from Anolis carolinensis (green anole), 4416 nucleotides. It is a transcript of the gene mtch1, whose product is annotated as mitochondrial carrier 1. Gene Ontology annotation, cellular component: mitochondrion; membrane. The transcript is spliced from 12 exons. Gene Ontology annotation, biological process: positive regulation of apoptotic process. The record is from RefSeq and is a predicted model, not a curated record. Lineage: Eukaryota; Metazoa; Chordata; Lepidosauria; Squamata; Anolidae. The coding region runs from base 9 to 1031 and encodes 340 amino acids.
CCAGUCAUAUGACAGCGACGGGCGCCGUUGUUGUUGUUGUACCCGGAAGAGCGCUUCCCUGUUGGAGGAGAGCCGGAGGGAUGGCGGCGGUGGUGGUGGGGCCCAGGCUGCCCCAGGCGGCUCCUGGAGUGGGUCCAGGGCCGGCGGAGGGGGCCGACGCCCUUUUCGUGGCGCUGAGCGCCGGCUUCACGGCCUUGAGCCACCCGCUGCUCUACGUGAAGCUCCUGGUCCAGGUCGGACAUGAGCCUCUACCUCCAACUGUUGGGAGAAACAUUUUGGGAAGUAAAGUACUUUACCUUCCUGGCUUUUUUACAUAUGCCAGACACAUUGUGGAAGUGGAUGGAAAAAAGGGACUUUUUCGUGGCCUUAGUCCUCGCAUUCUUUCUAGCACUUUAUCCACCAUAAGCCGAGGGCGAGUGAAGAAGGCAUUUCCUUUGGAGGAUAUGGAACAUGUUUCUAACAGGGAUGAUAUGAAAACCUCCCUCCGAAAAGUAGCAAAAGAGACUUCUCAUGAGAUGAUGAUGCAGUGUGUAUCCCGGGUUAUCUCUCAUCCUCUGCAUGUAAUCUCUAUGCGCUGUAUGGUCCAGUUUGUAGGACGAGAAGUCAAAUACAGGGGUGUAUUUAGCUCUAUUGGGACAAUUUGGAAAGAAGAAGGACUUUGGGGGUUCUUUGCAGGAUUGGUUCCUCAUAUCCUAGGUGAUGUUAUUUUUCUGUGGUGCUGCAAUCUUCUUGCUCACCUUAUCAACACCUAUGCUGUAGAUGACAAUUUCAGCCAGGCCUCCGUGAUCAGAAGUUACACCAAGUUUGUAAUGGGGAUUGCUGUGAGUGUGCUGACAUACCCUUUUCUUCUUGUGGGAGAUAUCAUGGCAGUGAACAACUGUGGGUUACUUGCUGGCCUUCCUCCAUAUGCUCCUGUAUUUCCCUCUUGGAUUCAUUGUUGGAAACACCUCAGUGCUCAGGGACAACUUUUCAGAGGCUCCAGUCUCCUUUUUCGUAGAGCAUCUACACCAGCAACUUAUCUCACUGAUUAAUCUCUUCUGGGAGAAAGGCAAACCUAGAUGGUUAGAGGAGAACCCCUAAAAGCUUGAUCUGACAUUUCCUUUUAAGUUUGAAGUCAACGUUGAAAGAGCGAAAGCAUUUUCUCCCAGCAAGUUGGACUGGGUUAAUAACAGCACCAGGGUGUCUUAAGUUGCUAGAUAUUCUUGUCUGUUGAAGGACAGAGGAAGUUUUUCUGUACCAGUCAAGCCUUAGGUGAAAAAAGACUAUCUAAAGGGCAAAGAGUUACAGCUUCUCAAAGCUUGGCAUGCAGAUGGUUUCCUGAUAUUGGACAAUGAGAUGCUCCUGUACAGUUUUCCCUGAACUGUAACCCAGAUAAUAUCAAAAUUGGGUUCAUUUAUUUAUUUACAGCAUUUAUAUUCCGCCCUUCUCACCCUGAAGGUGCUAUUGGUGCUAUUGCUAGGCAGGUAGGAGAAAAGCUUAAGCUCUACCAGUUUUGGUUCCUACGUCAUUAGUUACUCAACAUGUUUAUCCAAUUAUUAUUGGAAUAUGUUUAAGAUUCAGCAAAGAGGGACAUAGAAGGCUAAGCAGCAACUUUGUUGGGUUCCUAACAGUGGCAUAUAUAAGCUUGAGUCUUUAUUAAUCUUAACAUUUAUGUGCAAUAUGUCUUCCACUGUCAUUGUUAUUCUGGAGGAUGUUUUCAGAGCAGAUAUUUAACUUGUAUGAAGCAAUUUUAUCUGGGUUUCCAAACAACCCACAUUCCUGAGCACUUGAAAAAGUUAUUGAACACUAAAGGUUGAAGUGAGAACUAAUGUGAAUAGUUUGGAGUACUUUAAGAGUAAGCUAUGUACUGUUCACCUGUCUGAUCUUCCAGAUAGAGCUGGCAUGGUAUUUAGUAAAGAAAGAACUCUGAUCGAGACUAGGAUCCAAAGGGAAUACUACAUGUGUACUUGGGGCUUUUUGCCUCUCUUGCCACACACAAGGCCAUUUCUGAAGGCCCUGUGGCAUAUGUAGCUGUAACUGGAAGUGAAAAAUCACCAGCUUUUCUGCAAAUGUAUGGAGGUUUUUGCUUCAAAUUCACCUGCAUAUAGAAGUCAGUUUAAGUAAGUUUGAAGUAAGAUUAUAUGUCUGCCAAGAAGUGGAAUGUGUCCUCAGUAAAUGAAUGUGUUUUGCUGAUCUAUAUUUUAUACUGACUCGGUAUAAGACAGCUUUCUAAUUAAUCAUGUUCAUAAUUGGUUGCAUAGAAUGGCUAUUUCCUAUCAAUUGUCAUAUUUUUGGCUGCCAUCUUAUCAUGUGAAUGAUAUAGUCAUUGGGCCAUGAUAAACUUUUCUAAUAGCUACUAUAGAACCUAAAUGAUCUAUUAAAGUCUAGAGCAGAGCUUUUCAGAUAUUUCAUGUUGAUGAUACACUUUGUAGACAUUCAUCAUUUUGUGACGCAGUAAUUCGUUUUUACUAGCAAACCAGAGGUUAAAACAACCCCUUAUAGAAGAAACGGACGCGAACAUAGAUUCUAAUAAUGAAUAAUAAUUAAUAAUAAUAAUAAUUUGGUUUGUAGUUUUAAAAAUUCAUGAUUUAUUAUUUAUUUCAUAUAGAAUCAGAAGGGUUUUUUUGUUACAUUUGUGCAAUGCACCUGUGCCCUGUAGCUGACACAUGUGUCACAGCAUUUAGUUUGGAAAUCUCUCUUCUAGAAGGCUGUGUGGAUUUGCCUUAUUUAGCAUCAAGAAUCUCAUUAGAUAUAAGGACCAAUCCCUGCCCCCAGGUUGGUGGCUGUCUUAAGACCAACUCAACAGACAUGGCUAGCAUGAUGACUUUAAUACAGUACCAUUUUGGCAAAUGUGAAGUAGUAUUGUAUACAUAUUUUUAAAUUCUUCCUAGUAAAGUACCCACUUUAUCAAUCUUGCCGUCCUGCCUGCUAAGCCCAUCUUCUUGCCAAUGAAGCAAAGGAGGGCUAAGAACUACAUAGACUGAUGCAUUUAUCCAGAUGACUUUGUCUCUGCAUCUUUAUAUAGUUGAAUCAUGUGUGUCUCAAAAGUAUGAAAAUUCCAAUUAUUAAAUUGUGUUAAAUAUAAAAAAGUAACAAGGCUGUAGUUGAAAAAAAUGUGGUUUGAUUUUGUUAAAUGCAUCUAUAUUAAUGUUUGUCAUCAGGCAUCUUAGGGGUUCUUUGUGCAGUGAUAUUGUUGAAGGCCGUUUCGUAGCAGUCUGUACUCAGGCUUUGUCAGUAAAUUUAACAGUUUUAUUUUCAUCUAGUAUGGCUUUAAAUAGAUACAUUUUCCUUGUUCAAUGUGCAGUGUGGUGCUAGUUCUUUGUUUUUAUGUGCAUGUGUGAAUGUCUUACUUGAUGGUCUCAAAUGUAUCUGUUUUUGCUUUAUCAGAGCCUGGAAUUUCUUUUUGGGUAUUUGAAUUAAUUUUGUAACAUAUCAUAUAGAGAGGGAUGGUACGCCUGUUUGUGUAUCUUUCCUUUAAAAUGUACAUCGUUGGUUAACCCAGGAAAAAAUCUGUCCUCAGUCUCUUUUACAUGCAGAACUGCAGGAAUUCAUCAAACAAAAUGUGUGUUUCUAAUGCAGGAUCUCAAAUCUUUUUCUUUUUUCUUUUUGGUUUUUGCUCUGUCAUGUUGAUUGGAUAAAUUUGUUUGGAUGUUUUGUAGAUGUCCAUGCAGCAUUAUUGUGCUGGAAGAGGUUCUUGCAGGACUUAGAAUAUUCUAAGAGUUGUCUCCUCAUCCCGUCGACUUUGCCAUAAUGUUCAUGUAGAUUUAUGUUAAAGACAAAUGCAUGGUCUGUUUUAUGUAACUAUUAAUUCUAAGCUGACUUGAUUUCAUUUUCAAAUAAAAUUGGCAAGACCUUUUCGGUUGAUUUCAUAUUACGUGUCAGUCUGAGCACUGUAAAACUCUAGUCUUGUAUCAAAAUAAUUAUUAGUUUUCAAUCUCUUCAUUGUUGCUAUGUAGCCAGUCUCUCAAAAACUACCCUUUCUGUCAAACUGAAAAUGUGUAGUCCACACCCAGGUCAGAUGCAUGAAAGUUGUAUUAAAGCUUGUCUUUGCUUCUUAGCGUUGGUGUCUGGAAACAUUCAAAAACUGACACGUUAUUAUCUUUGCCUCUCUACUUAUCUUAUUCAUGCCCUAUAUAAGGUGGCCCUCCCCCACCUUCCAUUAAAUACCAUACCUCAUAAAUUCUGAUUUUAGAAGGUGAAGAGCCAGGCAGAACAGAUUGUGCCAGAAGGGUUUUUUUUUCUUGUUUUUUGAACUUUUUUUCCAGUUACAAUUUAUCUAAUUUGGGAGUCAGCUCAUGAAAUGCCAUUAGGUGAUAUCUUAUUUUGUGAACAGUAAAAUUAUGAACAGAGAAAUGUGCUUACUCCACUGUAAUCCUGUUCAGGAUAAAAUUGAUCUUUUAUCUGUACCAGACUAAUAAAAAAUAUUUUAAAGUCAAA